AUGCGGAGAGGGGCCUCCAACAAGCACGCCAUCUCUCUUCCCCCUGUCGAGCGCCCCAAUUGGAGUAGCACUUUCCGAAUACUCCGCCCUCCAGACCAGCUGCUCAGAUUUAAAAAGUAAAUAUAGCUUAAUCACGCAACACUUCAGAAUAAGUUAGUAUUCAAUGGGUUAGGUGGAGUUAACAGGGGUGUCUUUGGUCUGUUUGAGCCACAGAUAACGUUUCCUUUUCUAAUGAAACUAUUCUUUAUAUUUGCCAAAUGGCUACAUUGUAGAUGAUCGAAUGUCAAUUUGUAAAUCAACUCAAUCAAGUACAUUUUGGUUCUAAACUGGCAGAUUUGAAAUUGAAGCAUGGCUGAUAAAGACAUUAUUGUUAUAAGCAUUUGUGUGCAUACAACAAAUAUUUUAAUUCAUAAAGAAGUGACGCUAAGUAUUACAGUUCGGGAUAAUGUACAGGUGUUUGACUAUUUGUAGUAAAUUAUUUUGAUUGCGAAAGUGCUACCUACGAAUCCAUCACUCGAUUUACUUUGGUGAAUGUUUGCGCAUGCGCUCAGGUCAAACUACGCUGAGGUGGGAAAAAACGUUUGAGUCAUACAUUUUGGUUGAGAUAAACAGAACAAACCAACAUAAUCAUGGUGGCUAGUUAGCUAACGCUACAUCGUAACUCCAAAGUGCAAAAGGCGAGAAGCAAUUGAACAAGUUAGUUUGAUUUGACGAGUGAUUGCAUUGCAUGUCCCUUAGCCAGGACAAGGCUACAACCCCGGACAGUGCGGACGUGUGAUAGCGAGCAGAUCUCUACUAGAGCUAGUAGUAAACAACCAACACAAAUGAUUGAGCUAACUUGCUACAUUCUAUUUUAUUCAAUUCUAUAAUUGUUGGCUUCCUCAUCAUAUAAUUCAGCUCAGCACAGAAAAAGAAGACCCUUACGGGAGUCUACAGCCAAUCAUCAGCCAUGAAAAUAGCUGUGGAAGGAUGUUGCCAUGGAGAGCUGGAUAAAAUCUAUGAGACGAUUGGCUACCUGGAGCAGAAGGAGGGGGUGAAAGUGGACCUGCUGCUGUGUUGUGGAGACUUCCAGGCUGUGAGGAACGAGGGGGACAUGAAGUGCAUGGCUGUGCCGCAAAAGUACAGGCAGAUGCAGACCUUCUACAAGUUAGUUCCUUCCUAUCACCUCUGCUCCCUCUCUUAUGUAGGGCCAGGAGUUUUUCCUGACCCCCGCAUGACCUGAUCCUGGAAAAAAUCUAGACCCUACCUUACUCUGAGGGAUGGCUGUUAACCCCUAUGGCUUUAGAUGCCAUAGGAAUCAACAGCCAGGUUAAACCCAACCCUGUCAGUACUACUUAUAGUUCCUUUAGUUUAAAGGACAAUCUGUUGUAUUUCUGAUGGUUGUAUCUUGGUUCGUUCAGGUACUACUCUGGAGAGAAGAAGGCUCCGGUCCUGACUAUCUUCAUCGGGGGGAAUCAUGAGGCCUCCAACCAUCUCCAGGAGCUGCCGUACGGGGGCUGGGUGGCUCCCAACAUCUACUACAUGGGUAUGACUUUACCGUCACACUCUGGGUAGAAAGUUAAAACGCAUAUUACAAGUUCCACGGAUCUCAAGGCUCUCAAGGCCACUUGUCCAUCAGGAAAUUCGGGAGCAGUUUUCACUUGCCCGAAAAUGUUCAUCUAAUAAUAAAGUGUAUGUGGUCUUCCAUCAGGUUAUGCUGGCAUUGUGCGCUACAAAGGAGUAAGGAUUGGUGGCUUGUCUGGAAUCUUCAAAGGGCAUGAUUAUAGGAAAGGUGAGGUCAUAAAGCUCUAGUAGAUAUUUCCUCCUGUCUCUGCAAAUGUGUUGCAGCCCAACUGUUUGUAAAAUUUAAUCAAUGCUCUUUUUUACAGGACAUUACGAGUUCCCUCCAUAUAACCCAGAAACUCUACGCAGUGUUUACCACAUCAGGAACAUCGAUGUCUUCAAACUAAAACAGGUGACUACCACUCACAGGGUUAAUAUGUCAUAUUAUGUCCCCCCUAUUAUAUCAUAUGUCAUAUUAUGUGCCCCCCUAUUUUACCACUAGAUCCAGAUGCCCGUGGAUGUCUUCCUAACCCAUGACUGGCCUCGUGGGAUCUACCAUUACGGCAGCACAGGGGAGCUACUGAGGAAGAAAAAGUUCCUGAGGCAGGAGGUGGAGUCCAACACGCUGGGUAGUCCUGCAGCUGCAGAGCUCCUGGCCCAUUUGCAGCCUAACUACUGGUUCUCUGCACACCUCCACGUCAAGUUCGCUGCCCUAAUGCAGCACCCGGUGAGCUGAACUGAAGACAGUUGAGAGAGACUGCCGUGCAUAUUCAAAGAUUUGAUUCUUUCUGAUUAAUUAGAAUGAAAGAUUCUGUGAUUGUCGCAUGAUGCAUUUAUUCAGCAUCGACAUUGACAUAUCCCCCACCAACAUCUUAUUUCUCCUGAUUGUAUAUAUAAUGUAUGUGCUGCCAUAUCAGCACUGGAUCUAUCACAGCUCUGUUUGUACCUUCAGGCCAAAGUUGAUGCUGCCCCCCGCACCACCAAAUUCCUCUCACUGGAUAAGUGCCUCCCCUACAGGGACUUCCUACAGGUGAGAGAGAGAUAUAGAGAGAGGGUGAUGACACAUGCCAUGCAAGUGAUUAUGUUCCAGUUUCAUAGAUCCAGAUUAAACCUACUUCUGAAUGGAGAAUCUGUUCAUACUGGUCUGUGAAACAGCUUGCAAGUCUUAUUUUGGGCUAGUAUUGGCUAUAGGCGUGUUCUCUGUAGUGCAUGUAUGAGUUGAUGCUGACUUGUAGGGUGUGUGUUUCAGAUCGUAGAGGUAGCAGACAGGCCAGGAUCGUCCCAGGGUCUGGAGUAUGAUCCAGAGUGGCUGGCCAUCCUGAAGGCUACAGACAGCCUGCAGACUGUCAGUCCUAACUACUGGAACCCCCCACAGAACAACGGCCUGCACACAAGGUCAGACACUCGCUCUCUCACAUACUACACACACUUCUCUCUUACUUAUUCAUUCACUCAAUCAAUCAAUCUCUCUCUUUUUGUCUCUCUCUCUCUCUCUCUCUCUCUCUCUCUUUUUGUCUCUCUCUCACUCACUCACUCACUCACUCACUCACUCACUCACUCACUCACUCACUCACUCACUCACUCACUCACUCACUCACUCACUCACUCACACACACAUUACAAACCCUACUAUCUCACAUACAGUGCAUUCGGAAAGUAUUCAGACCCCUUCCCUUUUUCCACAUUUUGUUACGUUACAGCCUUAUUCUAAAAUUGAUUAAUUUAUUUGUUUCCCUCAUCAAUCUACACACAAUACCCCAUAAUGACAAAGCAAAAACAGGUUUUUAGAUUUUUUUGGCACAUUUAUUAAAAAUAACAAACAGAAAUACCUUAUUUACAUAAGUAUUCAGAACCUUUGCUAUGAGACUUGAAAUUGAGCUCAGGUGCAUCCUGUUUCCAUUGCUCAUCCUUGAGAUGUUUCUACAACUUGAUUGGUGUCCACCUGUGAUAAAUUCAAUUGAUUGGACAUGAUUUGGAAAUAUAUAUAAGGUCCCAUAGUUGACAGUGCAUGUCAGAGCAAAAACCAAGCCAUGAGGUCGAAGGAAGUGUCCGGAGAGCUCCGAGGCACAGAACAGGGGAAGGUUACCAAAACAUUUCUGUAGCAUUGAAGGUCUUAUAGUGCCUUGCAAAAGUAUUCAUCCCCCUUGGUGUUUUUUCCUAUUUUCUUGCAUUACAACCUGUAAUUUAAAUGGAUGUUUAUUUGGAUUUCAUGUAAUAAACAUACACAAAAUAGUCAAAAUUAGUGAAGUGAAAUGAAAAAAAUAACUUGUUUCAAAAAAUUCAAAAAACUAAAUAACGGAAAAGUAGUGCGUGCAUAUGUAUUCACCCCCUUUGCUAUGAAGCCCCUAAAUAAGAUCUGGUGCAACCAAUUACCUUCAGAAGUCACAUAAUUAGUUAAAUAAAGUCCACCUGUGUGCAAUCUAAGUGUCACAUGAUCUCAGUAUAUAUACACCUGUUCUGAAAGGCCCCAGAGUCUGCAACACCACUAAGCAAGGGGCACCACCAAGCAAGCGGCACCACGAAGACCAAGGAGCUCUCCAAACAGUUCAGGGACAAAGUUGUGGAGAAGUACAGAUCAGGGUUGGGUUAUAAAAAAAUAUCAGAAACUUUGAACAUCCCACGGAGCACCAUUAAAUCCAUUAUUAAAAAAUAGAAAGAAUAUGGCACCACAACAAACCUGCCAAGAGAGGGCCGCCCACCAAAACUCACGGACCAGGCAAGGAGGGCAUUAAUCAGAGAGGCAACAAAGAGACCAAAGAUAACCCUGAAGGAGCUGCAAAGCUCCACAGUGGAGAUUGGAGUAUCUGUCCAUAGGACCACUUUAAGCCGUACACUCCACAGAGCUGGGCUUUACGGAAGAGUGGCCAAAUAAAAGACAUUGCUUAAAGAAAAAAUAAGCAACCACGUUUGGUGUUCGCCAAAAGGCAUGUGGGAGACUCCCCAAACAUAUGGAAGAAGGUACUCUGGUCAGAUCAGACUAAAAUUGAGCUUUUUGGCCAUCAAGGAAAACGCUAUGUCUGGCGCAAACCCAACACCUCUUAUCACCCCGAGAACACCAUCCAUGUUUUUCAUCAGCAGGGACUGGGAAAGUGGUCAGAAUUGAAGGAAUUAUGGAUGGCCCUAAAUACAGGGAAAUUCUUUCAGUCUUCUAGAAAAUUGAGACUGGGACGGAGGUUCAACUUCCAGCAGGACAAUUACCCUAAGCAUACUGCUAAAGCAACACUCAAGUGGUUUAGGGGAAAACAUUUAAAUGUCUUGGAAUGGCCUAGUCAAAGCCCAGACCUCAAACCAACUGAGAAUCUGUGGUAUGACUUAAAGAUUGCUGUACACCAGCUGGAGCAGUUUUGCCUUGAAGAAUGGGGAAAAAAUCCCAGUGGCUAGAUGUGCCAAGCUUAUAGAGACAUACCCCAAGAGACUUGCAGCUGUAAUUGCUGCAAAAGGUGGCUCUACAAAGUAUUGACUUUGGGGGGGGGGGGUGAAUAGUUAUGCACACUCAAGAUCAGUUUUUUUGUCUUAUUUCUUGUUUGUUUCACACACAAAUAUAGAGGUAGGCAUGUUGUGUAAAUCAAAUGAUGCAAACCCCCUAAAAAUCCAUUUUAAUUCCAGGUUGUAAGGCAACAAAAUAGGAAAAAUGCCAAGGGGGGUGAAUACUUUCGCAAGCCACUGUAAAUGGAAGAAGUUUGGACCACCAAGACUCUUCCUAGAGCUGUUCGCCCUGCCAAACUGAGCAAUCGGGGGAGAAGAGUGUUCGUUAGGGAGGUGACCAAGAACCCGAUGGUCACUGCGACAGAGCUCCAGAGUUCCUCUGUGGAGAUGGGAGAACCUUCCAGAAGGAAAACCAUCUCUACAGCACUCCACCAAUCAGGCCUUAAUGGUAGAGUGACCAGACGGAAGCCACUGCCUCAGUAAAAGGCACAUGACAGCCCACUUGGAGUUUGCCAAAAGGCACCUAAAGGACUCCCAGACCAUGAGAAACAAGAUUCUCUGGUCUGAUGAAACCAAGAUUGAACUCUUUGGCCUGAAUGCCAAGCGUCACGUCUGGAGGAAACCUGGAACCAUCCCUACAGUGAAGCAUGGUGGUGGCAGCAUCAUGCUGUGGGGACGUUUUUCAGCGGCAGAGACUGGGAGACUAGUCAGGAUUGAGGGAAAGAUGAACAGAGCAAAGUACAGAGAGAUCCUUGAUGAAAACCUGCUCCAGAGUGCUCAGGACCUCAGACUGGGGCGAAGGUUCACCUUCCAACAGGACAACGACCCUAAGCACACAGCCAAGACAACGCAGGAGUGGCUUCGGGACAAGUCUCUGAAUGUCGUUGAGUGGCCCAACCAGAGCCCGGAAUUGAACCUGAAGAUUGAUGGGGGGGGGGGGGGGGGGGGGGGGAACAAUUUAAUUUAAUCCAUUUUAGAAUAAGGCUGUAACGUUAAAAAAAAAUGUGGAAAUAGUGAAGGGGUCUGAAUACUUUCCGAAUGCACUCUGCACACAUGCAUACACAUUUGCGUACAUGCACAUACAAACCAUCCCUCACUUACGCAUGCACACCCACCCACACACACACACGUGUAAUGUGCUGCUCAUGAUCUCUGUGUCUAACUACUUCUGAAUGUUGUCCAGGUGGGACUUCAGUGCGUCUGAGGCAGCCAUGAUGGAGGCUGUGGGUGACCUGGGGGGUGAACUGUCCAUCCCUGACAACUUCAGCCUGACCGUGCCAGCCUACGACCCUGCCCGGCCACAGCCCCAUGCCCACCCCAGCUACAGCACCAACUCCCAGACCAACCGAGCUCUGUGCCACCCUGGGCCUCCGAGACAUCUAUGCCCAGGUUGGGCAGGGAGGAUAUGGGGGCCAGAUAGGCACAGGAGCCCCAGAGCUGGAGGAUGAUGAAGUCCAGAGUGGAGAUGAACCCAGUGAAUAUCCUAGUGACACCUCAGGCCUGUCCAGCUCCUACAACCCUGAUGAGAUCACCAUAGAGGACGAGUGGGAGGAGGAAGAGGGGGAGGAGGAGGGAGGCGAGAAAGAGGGAAAGAGGAAGAGCCCUGAUGCAGUGGUCCCAGGGGGGGAAGCAGGAGGGAGAUGGGACCCAGGGCCCCCCUCUAGAGAGCUACCCCCCAGCCGCAUGGGUCUGACCAUGCCUGAGCCCAAAUCAGACCCCGCUACUCCCUCACGCCUGUCCCUCAACCUGCCUCCUCCCUCUCACUCCUCACCCCCGGAAGUGGAAGGGGAGGAGCCCCAUGUCCGGAUCCCCAAGCGCACCAGUGGGGAGACAGGGGACCCCAUCAGUACAGGCAGCACCCCCAUGAUCAAACGCAGGAACCAGGUCAUCUACACUGCAGUGGACGAUGACGAGAGUGAGGACUAG
Messenger RNA from Coregonus sp. 'balchen', 6894 nucleotides. The record is from the annotation of a GenBank genome assembly. NCBI's taxonomy places the organism in Eukaryota, Metazoa, Chordata, Actinopteri, Salmoniformes, Salmonidae.